Molecule: messenger RNA, 4340 nt
Organism: Musa acuminata subsp. malaccensis (wild Malaysian banana)
Lineage: Eukaryota; Viridiplantae; Streptophyta; Magnoliopsida; Zingiberales; Musaceae
Source: RefSeq, a predicted model, not a curated record
AAAGAGCGAGCAGCCGGAGGAAGAGCGGAAGGGCGCACGCGCAGCCGGAAGAGACUAGGCAAUGCGCUCGAUCCCAUGCUUCUUCUCUGAUCUUGACUCGAUUCGACUUGAUUUCUUGAAUGCUUUUCCGCCGAUGGUUUCCGGGCUUGCUUCGAGUUCUUGAUGGGGUUUCUUGAAUCGGUUUGCUCGUCUCAAUCCUGUGGUUUCAGAGGUGUGUUCCUCUUGUUUCCUAACGUUCCUAUUCACGGUUUGGGCUCAAACUGUGAUCGAUGUUGCUCAUUAUGUCACAAUUUGGUUUCCGAGUUGGUUUCUCGAAUGUGUUUUCUCCGAUGGUUUCUGCUGUAAAUUAUUUCCUUCCUUUCUGAUUGCUUUCGCUUCCUGCGAUCCUUUGCUUUAUGUCUUCUUGAUCCCUUUUCUUUCGCUUCGGCCUAACUCUGGCUCGAAAUAAUAAUCUGGAGUUUGAGCAUGAGAGAGAAACGAGCAAGAGGAACUCGAUACGGCGGCAAGAUUUAUUGCCAAUAUAAUUGGUGAUCGAUAUUGGAGUUCUGUACUUCGUCGAUAAGGGAGAACUUGUUAAGAUCGUCACAUGCAUCGCACGUGAUACUAAACAAUAGUGUUAGUUUGAUUGCGUAUGUCAAGAGGUGUAACGGCUCAAAGACAUGGUGGGCCCUUCCUGCAAAUUUGCUCGAACCCGAACGCGAACCCGAACCCGACCCAGACGCAGCAUUAAUCGGCAACUCGUAUAUUGGUUUCUGUUUCUGGAUUAAAAGAAAGAAAGACGGGCGAGGGAAAGGAAAAGGGACAUAAAAACCUAGAGAGAGAAGAGAAGGGGGGAGAGAGGGAGAAACGGGGGCAGAAGGGCAUAAUAUCGGGGGCGUGGCUGAUCGAGCAAGGGGAUGAUGGGGGGCGUGGUGUACAUCCCGGUCCAGAACUCGGAGGAGGAGGUGAUGGUGGCGCUCGAUCAUCUGCCUCGCGACGCCACCGACAUGAUCGACAUCCUCAAGGCCGAGCAGGCUCCGCUCCACCUCUGGCUCAUCAUUGCGAGAGAGUACUUUAAGCAAGGGAAACUCGACCAAUUUCGGCAGAUUUUGGAGGAAGGAUCAAGCCCAGAGAUCGAUGAGUAUUAUGCUGAUGUCAAGUAUGAGAGGAUCGCUAUACUAAAUGCCUUGGCUGCGUACUACACUUAUUUGGGGAAGAUUGAAACAAAACAACGAGACAAGGAGGAGCAUUUUAUUUCAGCAACCCAGUACUAUAAUAGAGCAUCAAGAAUUGAUGCACAUGAACCCUAUACAUGGAUCGGGAAAGGUCAGCUUUAUGUAGCGAAAGGUGAACUUCAGACAGCAUCUGAAUCGUUUAGAAUUGCAUUAGUGGAAGAUCCCAACUGUGUUCCUGCUCUUCUGGGUCAGGCUUGUGUUGAUUUCAAUAUUGCAGAGAGAGAAGAACAUUACAAAAAAGCCAUGGAUUCAUACAGGAGCUCUUUAGAGUUUUAUAAGAGAGCAUUGCAAAUAAAUCCAAGUUGUCCAGCCUCUGUGAGACUUGGUAUUGGCUUUUGCCGCUACAAACUUGGUCAGUUUGAAAAAGCUCGACAGGCUUUUCAGCGAGUUCUUCAGUUGGAUCCAGAUAAUGUUGAAGCUUUAGUAGCUCUUGGAGUAAUGGAUUUGCAAACCAAUGAAGCUCAUGGUAUUAAAAAAGGAAUGGAGAAAAUGCAAGGAGCUUUUGAGAUUCAUCCUUAUUGUCCAAUGGCCCUCAAUUGUUUAGCCAAUCACUUCUUUUUUACUGGUCAGCAUUUUCUGGUUGAACAGUUAACCGAGACUGCUCUGGCUGUGAGUAGCCAUGGAUUGAUGAAGGCACAUUCUUACUACAACCUGGCAAGAUCAUACCACAGCAAGGGGGAUUUUGAGAAGGCAUUGCGGUACUACAUGGCAUCUGUCAAAGAAACCAGUAAACCGCAAGAAUUUGUUUUGCCAUAUUAUGGUCUUGGUCAAGUUCAACUAAAGCUAGGAGACUUUAAAAGUUCACUUUUAAGCUUUGAAAAGGUUUUGGAGGUUCAUCCUGAAAAUUGUGAAAGUCUAAAGGCUGUCGGACAUAUAUAUUCCCAGCUUGGUGAGAUUGACAAAGCGGUAGAUACAUUCCGUAAGGCUACCAGAAUUGACCCAAAAGAUUCUGUGGCAUUCACAGAACUUGGUGAGCUGUUGAUAUCAUCAGAUGCUGGGGCUGCGCUGGAUGUGUUCAAAACUGCUCGCAACCUCAUCAAGAAAGGAGGGCAAGAAGUACCAAUAGAGUUAAUGAACAAUAUUGGAGUUCUAUACUUUGAAAAGGGAGAAUUUGAGUUGGCUGAACAAACUUUUAAGGAAGCAUUGGGCGAUGGCAUAUGGCUUUCAUUUUUGACUAGGAGUAUAGACCGCAGUGCCUACUACUCUUUCCAGUACAAGGAUUUUAGUCUAUUUCAUCAGCUCGAAGAAGAUGGGUCAUGCAUUGAAUUGCCUUGGAAUAAAGUCACCACACUUUUCAACUAUGCCAGAUUACUUGAACAAGUAAAUGACACUGAGAAGGCAAGCAAUAUGUACCGGCUAAUUUUGUUCAAGUAUCCGGACUAUGUUGAUGCUUAUUUGAGACUGACUGCCAUGGCAAUAGCACGAAACAACAUCCAACUAAGCAUUGAAUUGAUAACUGAUGCUCUCAAAGUAGAUGACAAAUGCCCCAAUGCUCUAUCUUUGCUUGGUGACCUGGAACUUAAGAUUGAUGACUGGGUUAAGGCAAAAGAUACAUUCCGUGCUGCUAAAGAUGCGACUGAUGGAAAAGAUUCCUAUGCUACUCUUGCCUUGGGAAAUUGGAACUACUUUGCAGCUAUACGUAAUGAGAAAAGAGGUCCCAAGUUGGAAGCAACCCAUCUUGAAAAGGCUAAGGAGCUGUACACCAAAGUUUUAAUGCAGCACCCCAGCAACUUAUAUGCUGCCAAUGGUGCUGCAAUUGUAUUGGCUGAGAAAGGUCACUUUGAUGUUUCGAAGGAUAUAUUUACGCAGGUCCAAGAAGCAGCAUCUGGCAGUGUAUUCGUUCAGAUGCCAGAUGUGUGGGUCAAUCUGGCCCAUGUCUACUUUGCACAAGGGCAUUUUGCAUUGGCUGCCAAAAUGUAUCAGAACUGCUUGCGAAAGUUUUACUACAACACCGACACCCAUGUUCUUCAGUACUUAGCCCGUACCCAUUAUGAGGCUGAACAAUGGCAGGAGUGCAAAAAAACUCUUCUGAGAGCCAUUCAUUUGGCACCCUCAAAUUAUACACUUCGAUUUGAUGCAGGAGUUGCAAUGCAAAAGUUUUCAGCUUCAACACUACAAAAGACAAAAAGAACUGCUGAUGAGGUACGCUCAACUGUCACAGAAUUGAAGAAUGCUGUGUGUAUAUUCAGCCAGUUAUCUGCAGCUUCCAUCUACCAUUCUCAUGGAUUUGAUGAGAAGAAACUUGAAACUCAUGUUGAAUACUGCAAGCAUUUGCUUGAUGCUGCUAAAGUUCAUUGUGAAGCAGCUGAACGUGAAGAGCAGCAGAAUCGUCAAAGACUGGAAGUUGCUAGACAGGUUUCCUUGGCUGAGGAAGCUCGACGUAAGGCUGAAGAACAGAGGAAAUUUCAGUUGGAGAAAAGGAAGCAAGAGGAUGAGCUUAAACAAGUGAUGCAACAAGAAGAACAUUUUGAACGUAUUAAGGAGCAAUGGAAGCAUUCCAGCAAUACUGCUGGUAAACGGAGAGAGAGAUCUCAGGUUGAAGAUGAAGAAGGUGGUGACAGGAGGAGACGAAGAGGUGGUAAGAGGAGGAAGAAGGAGAAGAAGAUGAAGACUCAUUAUGAAGAAGAGGCUGACAUGGAGGACGAGCAUGAAGACUUAGAGGAAGACACAAAUGCCAUGAAUGAAUAUGAGGAUGAUGGUGUAGAGAAAGCACAAAAUGAUCUUAUCGCUGCUGGUCUUGAAGACUCGGAUGCUGAAGAUGAUUUGGGUGCCCACUCAACUGCAAUAAAUCGAAAGAGGCGAGCCUGGUCAGAAUCUGAUGAGGAUGAUGAACCAUUGGGCGAUAGAGUGACCACAGCUGAAACUGAUGAAGAAACUAACGGAAUUAAAGCAAAAGGUGUUGCUGGUGAUGACGAUGAAGGUGACGACUAACUAUGGCUCCUAAUGAUUGGAGAAGGCUUUGCUGUCAGCCAUCCGGUGAGUAAUUUUAUGUGGUUACUUUGUCUGUUUCAUUCAGAUCAAAGUAAUUGUAUUGUCAAAUUUUGUGUAGGAUUAGAGUAAUUGUAUUGUCAAAGUAAUUAGGGUUCUGACAUGCUGCCGGGAAUAGUGCCAUCUUAUAAUAUACUU